Molecule: messenger RNA, 615 nt
Organism: Tauraco erythrolophus (red-crested turaco)
Lineage: Eukaryota; Metazoa; Chordata; Aves; Musophagiformes; Musophagidae
Gene: LDLRAD1
Product: low density lipoprotein receptor class A domain containing 1
Cellular component (GO): plasma membrane
Molecular function (GO): protein binding
Source: RefSeq, a predicted model, not a curated record
AUGAACAAAACUCACCCCCAGAGAAAUGGUGAUGUAGCUACUUUUGAUUCAACAAAGUCCUUCUCUGAAGAAAGAGACCGCUGCCGGCCAUGCAGUGCCCGCGCGGGCUGCACGCGGCGGCGCGCCUGCAUCUCCGCCGUGGCGCUGCUUGUCCUCGCUGCCGCCGCGGGCUCAGUGCUGGCGCUCCUGCCGCGUGUGCCAGUGAACCGCUUCUGUGCAGCCUCCAAUAACCGGACAGGCUUCUUGUGUGACGACAGAGCAACCUGUGUCCUGGCCAGCCAGGUCUGUGACAGAGUCAGCAACUGCAGGAACGGAGAGGAUGAGCAGGAGAAACUCUGCGGUGACUUGCCCCGCAGCCUUCCGGGAUACCUGGUUUUCCGCUGCAGUAACCCCAUGUACUGGGUCUAUUCCGAUCAGAGGUGUGACGGGAUGAACGACUGCGGAGACUGCUCUGAUGAGAUGGGGAGCUCGGCCGCCUGCCCCCCGUGCGGGUCGGAGUGGUGGAGCUGCAGCCCUGUGCUCUAUGAGUACUGCUCCUGCGUCCCCAGGACGUUGUGCCGGGACGGCAUCCAGCACUGCCUCAGCUGGUCCGACGAGUACAUCUGCAGACCGUGA